This is a messenger RNA of Cajanus cajan (pigeon pea), 2852 nucleotides long. RefSeq names its product ion channel CASTOR. The record is from RefSeq and is a predicted model, not a curated record. Gene Ontology annotation, biological process: monoatomic ion transport. Lineage: Eukaryota; Viridiplantae; Streptophyta; Magnoliopsida; Fabales; Fabaceae.
GCUGGUCGGACAAAACUGGCACUGUUUUCCUAUAUCUUUGAUGUUUUGUUAACAACGCAUGGAAAAGCUAUACAUCCGAAUAUGUCCCUCGACUCGGAGACAUCGGCUUCCAGCAGAGAUUGGUUCUUCCCGUCCCCCUCAUUCUUGCGCUCCUCUGCUUCACAAUAUGGCCGUCGAUUCUAUUCAAACUCAAAGCCUUACUCUCCUCCGACCUCCACUCGCAUUCGCCAUCGCCGCAGAGUUAAAUUCCCCCGGACUCCAACUCCCACUCCCGCUAAUGACAAACCUCAGGUUUCCGACACUAAAAAUUUUAAGUCAACUGCGAAGAAUAACCUUAUCUGCCAUUCGCAAUUUCGUUUCCAGUUUGCCCUUGUGACGUUGACUAUUGGUUUUUUGUUGCUGCUGCUCCGGAAUAUGCAUCUAGAAAGCAAAGUCAUUAAGUUGCAGGGCGAGAUUAUCGGCCUUAAUCUCAGAUUACAUGCGUGCCACAAGUUGGACACCCUGAACGUAACAAGUUCCAUAUCUCAGGACGCUGAUCCUUGGUCACGUGAAAACUUCAAAAGAAAUCUAGCUCUUUUUUUGUCUUUCACACUUCUUUUUAUCCCUCUCAUCCUAUUCAAGUACAUAGACUAUAUAUCAAAGUCGAGAUAUUCUGACAAUAUAUCAGAACAAGUUUCUCUAAACAAGCAAAUUGCUUAUCGGGUUGAUGUCUUUUUAUCAGUUUAUCCAUAUGCUAAACCCCUCGUGUUGUUAGUUGCAACGCUGUUGCUCAUUUUUCUUGGAGGAUUGGCCCUUUUUGGCGUAACUACAGAGGAUUUAGCGCAUUGCCUUUGGUUAUCUUGGACCUACGUUGCCGAUUCUGGCAAUCAUGCCAGCUCCCAAGGUAUUGGUCCAAGGUUAGUUGCGGUUUCCAUUAGCUUUGGUGGGAUGCUUAUAUUUGCAAUGAUGCUUGGACUUGUGUCCGAUGCAAUAUCUGAGAAAUUUGACUCACUGAGGAAAGGAAAAAGUGAGGUGGUUGAGCAAAAUCAUACUUUAAUUCUUGGUUGGAGUGAUAAAUUGGGUUCAUUACUAAAUCAGCUUGCCAUAGCUAACGAGAGUCUGGGUGGAGGAACUGUAGCAGUCAUGGCUGAACGAGACAAGGAGGAAAUGGAGCUUGACAUUGCAAAAAUGGAGUUUGAUUUCAAAGGAACCUCUGUCAUAUGCAGAAGUGGCAGCCCUCUGAUUCUGGCUGACCUGAAAAAGGUUUCUGUUUCAAAAGCACGAGCAAUAAUAGUCCUUGCUGAAGAUGGGAAUGCUGAUCAGAGUGAUGCCCGUGCUUUGAGAACAGUCUUAAGUCUGACUGGAGUAAAAGAAGGUUUACAAGGACACAUAGUGGUUGAAUUGAGUGAUCUAGACAAUGAGGUCCUCGUUAAACUUGUGGGUGGUGAUCUUGUUGAAACUGUUGUAGCUCAUGAUGUCAUUGGUCGCUUGAUGAUUCAAUGUGCUCGGCAGCCUGGACUUGCACAGAUUUGGGAAGAUAUACUUGGAUUUGAAAAUUGUGAAUUCUACAUCAAAAGAUGGCCACAGUUGGAAGGCAUGCAAUUCGAGGAUGUAUUAAUCAGCUUUCCAGCUGCAAUUCCUUGUGGAAUCAAAGUUGCAUCAUAUGGUGGUAAAAUUAUUUUGAAUCCAGAUGACUCCUAUGUUCUGCAAGAAGGUGAUGAGGUUCUGGUUAUUGCAGAGGAUGAUGAUACCUAUGCCCCAGCAUCCUUGCCUACGGUUUGGAGGGGAAGCUUACCCAAGGACUUUGUUUAUCCAAAAUCUCCAGAGAGAAUACUUUUUUGUGGUUGGAGGCGUGAUAUGGAGGAUAUGAUCAUGGUUUUGGAUGCAUCCUUAGCACAUGGGUCAGAACUCUGGAUGUUCAAUGAUGUUCCAGAAAAAGAGAGAGAAAAGAAGCUAACUGAUGGUGGCCUUGACAUAAAUCGAUUAGAAAAUAUAUCUCUGGUUAAUCGUGAGGGGAAUGCUGUUAUACGUCGUCACUUGGAAAGCCUUCCAUUGGAAUCAUUUGAUUCAAUAUUGAUUUUGGCUGAUGAAUCAGUAGAGGAUUCAGCAAUUCAAGCUGACUCUAGAUCACUUGCCACACUACUUUUAAUUCGUGACAUACAAGCUAGGCGUCUUCCUUAUGUUGCCAUGGCCAGUCAAGCUCAUGGAGGAAGCUUUCCUAAAGGCUCAUGGAUUGGGGAAAUGAAGCAGGCUUCUGAUAAAACAGUUAUAAUUAGUGAAAUUUUGGAUCCUAGGACAAAAAAUCUUCUAUCUAUGUCGAAGAUUAGUGAUUAUGUUUUAUCAAACGAACUUGUCAGCAUGGCUUUGGCCAUGGUUGCAGAAGAUCGGCAGAUAAAUGAUGUAUUGGAGGAGCUCUUUGCGGAGGAGGGAAAUGAGAUGCAUAUAAGGCAAGCAGAUCUAUACCUUUGUGAAGGUGAGGAAUUGAGUUUUUAUGAAAUAAUGUUACGAGCUCGGCAGAGAAGAGAGAUUGUGAUAGGCUACCGUUUAGCAAAUGCUGAGAGGGCAGUCAUUAACCCCCCAGCGAAAACUGACAGACGGAAGUGGUCAUUGAAGGAUGUUUUUGUGGUGAUUACUGAAAAGGAAUGAGGCAAUUGUGGACAAGGCAAAAGAUAUUCAUGCUUUGGUGAUUUCGGAGUUAUGAAGUCUAAUAUAAUCCUUAAAAUUGUAAGCAUAGGUUAUUUUAGUCCCGACUUUACAAAAUCUGUACUUUAAUUUCUGACUUUGUAAGACAUCAUUCACUUUGGUCGUUUUUGGUGUAAAACUAUGUGGGAAAGUGAAGCCAAAAAAAUUAAAAUGAAUUACUUUUUGGAAAA